This is a messenger RNA of Brassica rapa (field mustard), 1350 nucleotides long. RefSeq names its product protein ABHD11. The record is from RefSeq and is a predicted model, not a curated record. Lineage: Eukaryota; Viridiplantae; Streptophyta; Magnoliopsida; Brassicales; Brassicaceae.
CCACAGCUGUCAUCCUUUUUUAAAUUUUACUUUUGCUCCUUCUCUCAAUUUAACACCACGAUAUUAGCCCACACCUCGCCGGAGGAAGGAAGUGCUGCUUCAAUGGCGACGAGAACUCUAACGAACCGAUUCGAAUCUCGCUUUUUGAUUCGCCUCCUCGAAUCUCCGUCUCUGUUCACGAGCUCGAGGUCCCUUCAAACCCUAGCCUACGAAGAAGUCAGAACCUCCUCCGGCGACCGGAAACACGAGUCCACAGCUCUCAUCCUUCACGGCCUCCUCGGCUCGGGCCGUAACUGGCGAUCGUUCUCUCGCUCCCUCGCGUCGUCUCUCUCCGUCUCCUCUCCCUCUGAUUGGAAGAUGAUGCUCGUGGAUCUGAGGAACCACGGGAGAUCUACGGAGGUGGAAGGGAUCAACCCGCCUCAUGAUCUUGUGAACGCGGCCAAGGAUUUAGCUGAUUUGGUGAAGGCGAGUGGGUGGAGCUGGCCUGAUGUGGUGAUUGGUCAUUCCCUAGGAGGCAAAGUCGCGUUGCAGUUCAUGGAGAGCUGUGCUCGUGGUGAUUAUGGUCAAUCUGCUUCUCCUCCUAAGCAGCUUUGGGUGUUAGACUCUGUUCCUGGUGAAGUCAAGGCUGAACAAAGUGAUGGUGAAGUUGAGAAAGUUCUGAUGACGUUGCAGAGUUUACCUUCUCCAAUCCCUUCACGCAAGUGGCUCGUGGAUCAUAUGGUGGAGCUUGGGUUUUCAAGAUCGUUAUCUGAGUGGAUUGGCACCAAUCUCAAGAGAUCAGGAGACUCAGAGACAUGGGCUUUUAAUCUCGACGGAGCUGUUCAAAUGUUUAAGUCUUACAGGGAGACUUCGUACUGGUCAUUGCUAGAGAAUCCGCCAAAAGAGACGGAGAUUUCUUUUGUGAUUGCUGAGAAGAGUGACCGAUGGGACCAGGAUACAACCACGCGCCUUGAAAGAAUUGCUAAACAGAGACAGAAUGUAUCAGACGGGAAGGUAGCGACUCGUGUUCUCCGUAACUCUGGCCAUUGGGUCCACACAGACAAUCCAAAGGGACUCCUAGAGAUUGUGAGUUCCAACUUCUUGUCUACACAGAAGUAGACGAUGUUCCAAAACUGCAGCAGUCUUUGAUUGAGUUACCUCUCUUCCCUUCUUCUGUAUUCAUAUGCAGAAAUAGCGAAUUCAACCAAACUAUUUACAUGAUGCACUACGAAAAAUCGUUUCUGAUUUUAGAUAUGCUAUUUGUUAUUAUAUGCACUUGUUUGUUAUUUAUGCAUUGUAUCCGAUGUCUCUGAUUUAGAGACGUGCUUUGGUUACAUAUUAUGAAUGGUAUACCGGCCUUUUUUGGUAUCA